AUGAGCGGGAAUCCUCGAGACAUCCGCCGAGCCAGUUCUUGCAGGUUCACCGAUGAAGGUGUCCAAAGCUCCACAAAUGGAGGCGCGGGGCGGUUUGAGGUCCUUGACCUGCAGAUCGCGCUCGCGAUGGCGCAGAUGCCGCUGGAGGGCGUCCCGGCUAGGAUCCCAAGCAGUUGGCCAGCAGAAGCCUGGAUCAUGGACGGAGACCAGAAAAUGGCGCUUCUGUCGGCGUUUCAGAUGCAUAUCAGCAGGAACGAGAACAUCUGGUGGCCCCAGUAUGCCAGCAUCCUCUUCCCGGAUCGCCACCUGGGCUCAGCUCAAAACCGCUGGUUUGCUGCAGAGAGAGCUGCCCAGAUACUGGCCAAGGCGCUGUUCUCAGGCUGCGAGAAGAGUGCAGCCACCUUGGACGCGCACCCGCCGCCGUUCCUGAUCCUCUAUCACCUGCUUGUCAACAUUUGCGGCACGGAGCCGCUGCAGGCGUACACGGACUCGUGCAUAAUCUGCAACAGGGACCCGGCAUGCAUGCCCUGGGCCGGGGUGACUGAGGAGGCCGUCUGCGCCGCGUUCCCGGCCUUCCGCACUGGCCAAAUCUACAGCUACCUGUGGAGCGAGACCGACUCAGUCCAGACCGAUGUCCUGAAGUGGGCGGAAUGGCAUCAGGGCCACUUUGCGCUCUCCUCCUACCUGCUGCACCCGAGACUGCCCAAACGGACCAAGACUGGCGCGGGCCGGGAGGGGUUCUACUCAUUUGGCAUCACAACCGAAUGCACGACAACGUCAGGAUACACUCCAUCACUGAUGGCAAGUGGCAGCGACUUUGAGAACGUAUCCCUCUUGGGUGACUGUACCUCCUCAGACGAUGAGUCAUUGGAUGCCAGCGAGAUCGCUCGCCGGAGCCUGGAGAAAUGCCACAUCGCCGAGUGA
Messenger RNA from Coccomyxa subellipsoidea C-169, 924 nucleotides. RefSeq lists its product as hypothetical. Lineage: Eukaryota; Viridiplantae; Chlorophyta; Trebouxiophyceae; Coccomyxaceae. The coding region runs from base 1 to 924 and encodes 307 amino acids. The record is from RefSeq and is a predicted model, not a curated record. The transcript has 7 exons.